AUGAGUAUCCUUCCAGCUGUUGAGCCCAAAGGCGACGUGCCAGGGGUCAAUGUGUUUGCGGAUGAGAAGAGCGACAAAGCCCCGUCGUCAUCAAGCGAGCCACAAGAUGUGCAGUCCUUCCUCUCGUCUUUCACCGCCGAGGAGCAUAAGUCGAUCAUGAAGAAGGUCGACCGCCGUUUCCUGCUGUUGAUUGGUUUGAUGUACAUGCUCAAGAAUAUCGACUAUAUGAACGCAGCUGUGGUGAAAGUUCUGCAGGUUGGGGAACCGAGAAACAUUCUUACAGAGCUCAAUAUGACUCCUGACGAGUACAACUGGGUUCAAUCCAUCUACUUCAUAUCGUACAUCAUCUUUGAGGUGCCCAGCAACCUCAUGCUCAAGAAGAUGACCCCGAGACUUUGGCAGUCUCGCAUCAUCUUCUCAUGGGGUCUUGUGCUGGCAUGCCACGCCGCCGUCCACAACAAACAAGGAAUCUAUGCCUGUCGGUUUUUUCUUGGCAUGAUGGAAGCGGGACUGUUCCCCGGCUUAGCAGCACAGCUUUGCAGUUGGUACCGGACCGAAGAGAUGGGCAAGCCCAUAAUGUGGAUGUUUGGUUGGCAGAAUUGUGCAGGAGUGGUCGGAUCAAUGCUGGCGUAUGGGAUCUCAUACAUGAACGGUCUCGGUGGCCUUAGUGGUUGGCAAUGGGUCUACCUUCUCGAGGGUCUCUUCACGGUGCUCUUCGCUGGCGUCGUCUGGUUCUGUCUACCAGACUAUCCCAAGUCCGCCAGCUCCGACAAAUGGCUCACACCGCGGGAACAAGAAUACCUCGAAGUGCGCCUCACUUCCAACGCACCCAAGACCUCUGAUUCCGCCUUCGACACAGCCGAGAUCAUCGCCUCGCUGAAGAAUCCGCGCACAUACUCAUUUUGCUUGAUGCAGGUGCUGAUGAACCUCGGUGGCUAUGGCUUGCAGUGGCAGUUGCCGACCGUAACGACGAGUCUGGGCUUCGCUGGCUUGCCAAGAAAUCAGCUAUUGAACAUUGCACCUGCGGCAGCAAGUGUGCUGGCUAUCAUCUUUGCAGGCUGGUUUCUUGGUAGAGCAUAUUUGACAAGGCCGCAGUUCUCCAUGUUCAUCUGCGCUGGCGCCUUCGCGUUCUUUCUGGUACUGUGUGUGCCAGGGGACGUCAGUCGGAUGGCGACAUACAUGGCCUGCAUUUUUGGCACGAUGUUCUAUUCUGUCUACUUUAUUCCUUUCUGGGCUUGGCGCUCUGCAACUUUGGUCGGCACCACAGGCACCGCCUUCACGCUAGCCUUUCAAUCAUGCAUUGGACAGGUCGGCGGUGUUGUCGGUCCGCAGUUGUUCCAGUCUCGCUUCGCUCACAAUGGGUACAAGACAUCCUUUGCUAUCUGUGCAGCCGCUAUCGGAGGGAGCUGGUUGGCCAAUUGCUGGACAUGGUACCUGACGGCGAAGAACGAGAACGAUAUCCGCAGGGUCGCGAGGCUGAGGAUCAAGGCAUACAGGGAGGGCCGGGUGUGGGCUGGCAAGGAUAUUGAGGUCUAG
Messenger RNA from Cyphellophora europaea CBS 101466, 1536 nucleotides. RefSeq lists its product as uncharacterized. The transcript is spliced from 4 exons. Gene Ontology annotation, cellular component: membrane. Lineage: Eukaryota; Fungi; Ascomycota; Eurotiomycetes; Chaetothyriales; Cyphellophoraceae. Gene Ontology annotation, biological process: transmembrane transport. The record is from RefSeq and is a predicted model, not a curated record. Bases 1 to 1536 code for a protein of 511 amino acids. Gene Ontology annotation, molecular function: transmembrane transporter activity.